CCCAUACCAUUUAUUUCCCUCAACGCAUCUCCAUUCAUUUACGUUGUGUACUUUACAUAUUCAUCCUCCACUAUUUGUUUUGUUUUUCUACUGGCAGAAUAGAUCGCGGAAUGAAAUAGCCCAGUUAAACCAGGAAGUUGUCUCUCGCUCGGAAAGCAGGAAGCAGCGUGGGCUGGCCUGUCUCUCUGCGUCACCGCCUGCGUCACACGCCAGGAGUGGGUUCUCCAGUGACUAUAAGGCCGCGUAGCGGAGCAGUCUGCCACAGACAAGGGGAAGAAAGGCUGUGGCUGGUACGGACGGUGCUGUCUGUCUGGCUGCAAUAGAAACAAAAGCGAGCGGUCUGUUCGAGCAUAAAGCGAAAUUGUGUCCCUUGGAUUAUACAUCGUUACUCUAAUGGUGAUCGGAUACCCGGGUUAUUGAUCAGGUCCAUGCUAGCUAGAGCCAUGAGCGGUCUACUGAAGAGGAAGUUUGAGGAGGUCUAUGAUGAGGACCAGUGCUACUCCUCGUCCUCCUCCCGGUCGUCCUCAGCUUACUCCGGGUGGGACUCGGAGGGCGAGAGCUGCUACUCAGACACCCUUGACUCAACACCCAGCAACCCUGGCUCUCCAGACACACAUUGCAACACCAAGUCCAUCCUGAAGAAGGCUAAGCGUGAACGGCUAGUGCGGGGCAACGUGACCUUUGACAUGGUGACAGUGUUUGUCUUCCCACGGUGUCAGGGCUUCAGCAGCGUGCCCAGUAGAGGGGGCUGUUCCCUGGGCAUGAUGCAGCGCCACAGCGCCCUCCGCAGGUACACCCUGGAUGAGUACGCUGUGGAGCAACACACCCUCCGUCGGGAGAAACUCCUCGACCGCCUCCGAGAGGAGAAACUGGACGCUCUCAAACAGAAACUGACUAAGGGAGGCACGGUGGAGUCGGAGGAGGCUGACUGCCUCACCAUCGAAGACAUCCCAGAGGACGAGAUGGACAUUAGCAGCUGUAACCUAGACGAUGGCUCCUUCCUCCACCCCUACCCCUCCAAGAGGAGACAUGCCCUGCUGAAGGCUGCAGGGGUGAAGGUGGAGAAGGAGGAGAAGAGACAGCUGCAGCAGCUCAGAGUGUCCAGGGAGGACUGUGGGUGUGACUGCCAGGGUUUCUGUGAGCCAGAGACCUGCGCCUGCAGCCUGGCAGGCAUCAAGUGUCAGAUGGACCACUCGUCAUUUCCCUGCGGCUGCACUAAGGACGGCUGCGGUAACCAGGAAGGUCGUAAAGAGUUCAACUCCAGCCGGGUUCAGACCCACUACAUCCACACCAUCAUGAAGCUAGAGCUGGAGAAGAGACUGGAGGAGACGUCUGGACCAGAGGAAGAGGACCCGGGAGAGACCACCUUCUACUUCAGCUCAGAGCUGGCAUCGGUCGGGGAGAACAGUUGUACCAGUGACAUGACAGACUCCUCUGCCUCCUCGGGGGGGAGUGAGGACUCAGAGGAAGGGGCGGAGUUAGGCCGGGAGGACGAUGUGGAUGAAAACGGACUGAGCCGCAUCCUCAGCGACAACGACUAUAACGUAAACAACUACGUUGUUAAUGACAACCGCUGUUGCCCCGAGCAAUGGCUACAGCAGCAGCAGCAGGCAUCGUCCAUGACGACAACAACACAGAUGUUGGGAGGGUUUAGCACAGCAGACUUCCCAGAGGAGAAUGACAAUUUAGAGGUGCACACAGACAACCGGGCCAUGGCCAUAUCACUGUUCGAUGAUACCGCUAACCAAGGCAACGGUCUGUUCUACCACAGCAGCUGCAGAGCCCUCUCUCCCUCCGUAGACUGCCCCAACACCCCAUCCCCCUCAGUAGAUGGCACCGCUGCCAGCUACAUGGACCUCAGCCUGUCCUCAGAGUCUCACCUGGAGUUCUUUGAUGGUUUCUGUCUGGGUCCUUCCUCCCUCUACAACUCCCUAACGGAGUACCAACACAUGGACAACUUCUUUCACUUCCAGUUGCCUAGUUACGCCAGCAGCCAAUCACAGGCCAUCGACCCCGGGACCUGCCUCCUGGAGUCUCUGAUUGGUCUGCCAGAAUCUGACCCAGAACCCCUUGUAACGUUCACAGACAAUCAGCUGUUGGAAGAAGCUGUCAGGGGUUAACUAUCGGGACCUGAACCGCCAACUGUGUUCUGGACUAUGUAGUGAAUUAGGGGGGAUGGGGGUCAGUGUUCUGGACUAUGUAGUGAAUUAGGGGGGAUGGGGGUCAGUGUUCUGGACUAUGUAGUGAAUUAGGGGGGACGGGGGACUGCUGUUGGAAGAAGCUGUGAUUUCUCUCUUGCCUUCCAAUUGUUAGCAAAGCAGUUGGUAAUUAUCGCUUUAUAAAAUGGCAGCUAACGUUUCAGUUGGUAAUUAUCGCUGUAUGAAAUGGCAGCUAACGUUUCAGUUGGUAAUUAUCGCUGUAUGAAAUGGCAGCUAACGUUUCAGUUGGUAAUUAUCGCUGUAUGAAAUGGCAGCUAACGUUUCAGUUGGUAAUUAUCGCUGUAUGAAAUGGCAGCUAACAUUUCAUAAAAGUGAGAUUUAAAAUAAGUAAUUUUCUACAUUGUAGAAAUAAUAGGGAAGACCCAUGAAACCUAUGAAAUAACACGUGUUGGGUUUUAUAUGUCGCUAAAUGUCAACCUCAGAAACCAAGAAUGGUACAGCUGGGUAUUCAUUAAUACAUUAAAUUAAUACAUUAAAACAAAAAUGGUUUUCAAAAAACCUAUAACUGUCAAGACAUAUUAUUAUUUUAAUUUAUUUCUUUUCAGAUUUUCUAUUUAUUUUCAGAUAAAAAAAACUACUAAAGCUAUGCUGAAGCAGCACUGUGGUUUGAUAUUUAUAACCUGGAAGUGCAAUCUUUCCUUAUGUGUCCCAAAUGGCACACUAUUCCCUAUGUAGUACCCUACUUCCCAUAGGGCUCUGGUCUAAAAUAGUGCACUAUAUAGGGAAUAGGGUGCCAUAUGAAACUGAAUCCGUAUUAGACAUAGUCGGCAAUAUGGGAUUAUAGAAAAGACCAUUGGGAAAGUAUUUAAUAUCUGUUCUCUUAUUGUAUAAACAACAUUUUGGUUAAAUUAUUUGAGUAGUUUGAUCUAAUUUAUGACAUGUUGGGCAAUAAGAGAUUGGUGUUUACUCAGGGGGGCUAUGGCCUAAUCAUUCCCUAAACCCUACGCCAUUGUGGAGAUCUGAGGUGAUUUGAUUGGUAUAAGCAAUAUAACGAAAACUUCCACCUAGCCUAUCAGAGCGCAAGGGGGAGCUAUUACCAUAUGGACUGCACCGGUCGGAUCCAAUCAGCUCUCCACACGUGUAGGGUUGAUGGGUCGAUUCGGCCAACGUCACAGUGCUUCUGUUUGAGCUGUGGGACUGUACCGUGUUCCUAUUUUAUAAAUCAAAAUGUAGAAUUCUGGCUCUGCUGUAGAUACUGCUAUCUAUAAUGUUACCAUAGAGAAUCACUCUUAUUUUAUUAAUCAUUUGUGUAGAUUGAAAGAAUUCUAAAUCUGUCACUGAAAUAAUUUUAUUCAGGAAAUGCAAAUUGUGUUUGUUUUUUUUAAACUAUUGAAAUCUUUGUAAUAGAUAAAUAUAGACUUAUUAUGAAAGCUUUUGCUUUCCAGUAUUUUUCAUAUGAACUCUGAAAUGCCACUAAAACAAAAUGGAUUAGAAAAGUAUCCAUAUGGUUGUUGUGACUGAGACAACGUGAUAUUUUAUGCAGAAAGACUCAGAAGUUGUGUGUUUGCCUCAUUAAGUCCUCAAGCAGACCUCAUUUGCUUACGUGGAGAUCAUCUCAUUGAAAUAAAACCCAAAGCUACGAACAGAACACAGCUUCUCUGGUGGAAAUGCAGCUAAAUAAAGACAUGGGUAUUUAUUACAUUCCUGAAUGGAAACCAGUUUUUCAUCGUCACUCGGACAGUUUUUAAAAAGCUGUUCAUUUCAUUCCCUUUUUGGACAGUUUUAUUUUAUUUUAAUAAAAUCUUUUCUUAAAUGCU
This is a messenger RNA of Oncorhynchus nerka (sockeye salmon), 3976 nucleotides long. RefSeq names its product cysteine/serine-rich nuclear protein 1-like. The coding region runs from base 429 to 2120 and encodes 563 amino acids. The transcript is spliced from 6 exons. The record is from RefSeq and is a predicted model, not a curated record. Gene Ontology annotation, molecular function: DNA-binding transcription factor activity, RNA polymerase II-specific; sequence-specific DNA binding. Gene Ontology annotation, biological process: regulation of transcription by RNA polymerase II. Gene Ontology annotation, cellular component: nucleus. NCBI's taxonomy places the organism in Eukaryota, Metazoa, Chordata, Actinopteri, Salmoniformes, Salmonidae.